Molecule: messenger RNA, 2677 nt
Organism: Catharus ustulatus (Swainson's thrush)
Lineage: Eukaryota; Metazoa; Chordata; Aves; Passeriformes; Turdidae
Product: deoxycytidine kinase 2
Exons: 6
Coding region: 720-1613 (297 amino acids)
Biological process (GO): nucleobase-containing compound metabolic process
Cellular component (GO): cytoplasm; mitochondrion
Molecular function (GO): deoxyguanosine kinase activity; ATP binding
Source: RefSeq, a predicted model, not a curated record
UGUUUGGAGGAGAUGGGGAAAGAAGAGACAAUGGGUCACAAUUAUCAUAAAAGAACGGAAAAGUUAGUUCCCUCCUAUUUCCUCCAAACACACCAGACCUAGCUAGUUUACACGUUUAAUCUUAGUAUUACCGAGGAGGAAAGAGGAAUCUGAAAUAACUCAUUUAAAAAUCCUCCAUCCCCUUUCCCCUCGGAUAAGCAGUUCAUGUUUCAACUUGUCCACCUAGCUAUGUGGAGCCCAGGAGCUGCUCUGACUAUUCAUCCACGAGUGUUUCUUCUCCAGUCAGUACCAAAACGGACUGUGAGCCUACACUGCCUCAUCUCUCACGUAACUGCUUGAUGCGUUCCGGAAUGCUAACAACUACCCCACCCCCACAGCUAGAGGCUUUUUGAGGUUUUUUUUAAAUGCAUGCUCAAGUUUACGUAAGUAAAUCAAACAACAUGGCGAACUCGUUUACAGAAAUGCAAAUUAGAUCAGUAAGUGGAACCGUGCUACAGUCACUUCCUUCACAAAGCUCUCUUCUCCAUUUUGCUCGCCGAAUGCCCAUUUUGUAACACCGCAGGAGCAGGAGCAGGGCAGGAGCGGCGGGGGAGGGGGCAGCGCCUCCGCCUCUUCCCGGGGAGGACGGCAGGAAGCGGCCAUCCCGCCCACCCGCUUGGCGGGAACCUUAAAGGGCGCUGGAGCAGCUGGGAAGCCCGGAGUUCCCGCUCGGCACCGCCAUGUCCACUCCGGCCAAGCGCCACUGCCAGAGCCCCCCCAGCUUUCUGGAAUCCAGCUUCCAGAAGCGCCUCAGGAAGAUUUCCAUCGAGGGAAACAUCGCUGCGGGGAAGUCAACGUUUGUCAGGCUGCUGGAGAAACACAGCGAUGAGUGGGAGAUCAUCCCCGAGCCCAUCGCUAAGUGGUGCAACAUCCAGACAGCCGAGGAUGAGUAUGAGGAACUUUCAACAUCUCAGAAGAGCGGAGGAAACUUACUUCAAAUGCUGUAUGACAAACCCACAAGAUGGGCUUAUACAUUUCAGACUUAUGCUUGCUUGAGCCGAGUAAAAGCACAAUUAAAACCUGUCUCAGCCAAGCUACAUGAAGCAGAACAUCCAGUGCAAUUUUUUGAAAGAUCUGUGUACAGUGACAGAUAUGUGUUUGCUUCUAACCUGUUCGAGUCUGGAAACAUCAAUGAAACAGAGUGGUCUAUUUAUCAGGACUGGCACACAUGGCUUUUGAAUCAGUUUCAAUCAGAUAUAGAACUGGACGGCAUGAUCUAUCUCAGAACCACACCUCAGAAAUGCAUGGAAAGGCUACAGCUGAGGGGAAGAAAAGAGGAGCAAGGAAUUGAGCUUGAGUAUUUGGAAAACCUCCAUUAUAAACACGAAACCUGGCUUCAUGAAAGGACUAUGAGAGUUGAUUUUGAGUACAUCAAGGAGAUUCCUAUUCUAGUUUUGGAUGUUAAUGAAGAUUUCAAGAAUGACAAAAUUAAACAGGAGUACCUGAUUGAUAAAGUAAGUAUCAAGUAUCAGGGGGGAUCUAUCUGCUUUUCUUCUGAGGUUAUCAUGCAAGCAGUGACACUUCCAAAUAGAGUUGGGAGGGAGAGUAAACAACCAUUUGAGGAAACAAGGUGAUAAUGAAGAAGGCGCUUGAGUCAAAAUGGUGUUUACCAGUUCCAAGGAAAGACAAGACUUGGGAAGUAAAUGCCAAAAGAAACUCUGGUGGAGUUGUCUGACCAGUUCAUGGGGGGGAAAAAAAAACCUCCUAAUACUUAAAAGCAUGAGGAAGUGCUCGCCUAGCAAACUAAACAAUUUUCUUCAUCUUGUUCUGGGUCAUCAAUUUGAGAUUACUGAAGAAUGACUCCUUCAAACUGAGCCUAAUUCCCUCAAUUAAACAGCUCUAAAUAAACUGGGAAGGGGCGCACAGUAAUCACUUGUGGAGGUAUUUGUCAUUACAUCCUCAUGGAAACCAGCAAUUAAUAGCUUUGUUUUGAACACUCAGACACGUCAUCUUCUACCCUUGCCCCUCUGAAAGACUACAUGCAUUUGUCAUGAAUUAAAUGUAGGGGCAAAACAUCACUGGAAAACUAUAGUAACAAUUUCUUCACAAAGCAAGGGAAAAGCCUGGUACUUUAGCUUUUAAUGCACUGAAUAAUACAUGUGUUUUGUUUUCUUUUCUCAUAGGUCAAGUCUUUCCUGACUUCUUUAGAAGAUUAAAAUUAAUUCGAAUAACAAAUCCCUGAAAUUCACCUAAUAAUCUGUGUUCAAAAAAUGUACUUUACAAAUGCAUUACCUGUAUAGCUUAUUUUAAAGCAAGCUAGAAAUGUAAAAACACUGGUGUUUAUUUUUUCCUUGUCUGAGCUCUUGUUUUGAUAGACCUUUUUGUAUAGCUAAAAAGAAGAAAUAUGGGGUGUUUUGAUUAUGUUUUUUUCCUGUAUAUUCUCUGUUGUUUAAUAAAGAUUUAAAAGUCAUAUUGCCUCUUGCGUGGCUUUCCCCGCAGGGGAGCUCAGCGGUUGUCAGAGGCCGACACCCAGUAAACAGAUAGCAGGCGCUGAGCAGGGUUGUUUUGCAAUAACUGGCACAGGUUCACCAUUUUAAGACGAGACUGUUAUGGCGUCCAGAAACCUUUACUUUCAACUUCUGCUUUACUGAGUGGCCGUUUCCACGGGAUUUACGCUACUUAAGGCUGGACGUUAGAC